GGCGGCGGCGGCGGCGGCGGAUGCGUCCGGCGCACCUGAGGCGGCCGAGCGGACGGACCUCGGGAUGAAUGACUGAUUCGUAGUCGGAGAGCUGCAGAGGCUGGAAGGCAGGCGGUUCUGGGAUCCAGCCGGGGCCGAACGCACACCUUCCACCUUCGCCUACCGCCAAAGAAGAGAGGUCUUUCAAAAUUUCUCCGUAAGAACGGUGUCAUGCUAGGAUCCUGUGGCUUUCUGUGGGGAGCCCAUGCUGACAGAAAUGUUACUCUUGUGGGAAUCUUCCAUAAUCAACUGUGGCUAUCACCUCGCUCACGCUCAGCCUGGGUGGGUCGGGAACAGGCCACUUACCCUCCCAGAUGAGGAAACUGAGACCCAAAGAAGUUAGGCCACUUGGUUGAGGUCCCAGAGCAGAUCAGAACCAGAUCUAGGAUCAGAAACCUGGCUCCUGGCUCUCUUCUGAGGAUCACUUUUCUGACAGACAAGAAUUUCUCUUGCCUAACAUGGAGUCAAGUAAAAAGAUGGACUCCGCUGGGGCACUGCAACCCAACCCUCCACUUAAGCUGCAGCCUGACCGCAGUGCCGGGUCAGUGAUCAUCCCUGAGCAGGGAGGCUACAAGGAGAAGUUUGUGAAGACAGUGGAGGACAAGUACAAGUGCGAGAAGUGCCGCCUGGUGCUGUGCAACCCGAAGCAGACCGAGUGUGGGCACCGGUUCUGUGAGAGCUGCAUGGCUGCCCUGUUGAGCUCCUCGAGUCCAAAAUGUACAGCGUGUCAAGAAAGCAUCAUCAAAGACAAGGUGUUCAAGGAUAAUUGCUGCAAGAGAGAGAUUCUGGCUCUUCAGAUCUUCUGUCGGAAUGAAAGCAGAGGUUGUGCAGAGCAGUUAACACUGGGACAUCUGCUGAUGCACCUAAAAAAUGAAUGCCAGUUUGAGGAGCUUCCCUGUGUGCGUGCUGACUGCAAAGAAAGAGUAUUGAGAAAAGACCUACGGGAUCACGUGGAAAAGGCCUGCAAAUAUCGUGAGGCCACGUGCAAUCACUGCAAGAGCCAAGUGCCCAUGAUCACUCUGCAGAAACAUGAAGACACCGAGUGUCCCUGUGUAAUAGUGUCCUGUCCACACAAGUGCAGUGUCCAGACUCUGCUGAGGAGUGAGUUGAGUGCACACUUGUCAGAGUGUGUCAAUGCCCCCAGCACCUGUAGUUUUAAGCGCUAUGGCUGCAUUUUUCAGGGCACAAACCAGCAGAUCAAGGCACACGAGGCCAGCUCCGCCGUGCAGCACGUCAACCUGCUGAAGGAGUGGAGCAACUCCCUGGAGAAGAAGGUUUCCUUGUUGCAGAAUGAAAGUGUUGAAAAAAACAAGAGCAUACAAAGUUUGCACAACCAGAUAUGUAGCUUUGAAAUUGAAAUUGAGAGACAAAAGGAAAUGCUUCGAAACAAUGAAUCCAAAAUUCUUCAUUUGCAGCGCGUGAUAGACAGCCAAGCAGAGAAACUGAAAGAGCUGGACAAGGAGAUCCGCCCCUUCCGCCAGAACUGGGAGGAGGCCGACAGCAUGAAGAGCAGCGUGGAGUCCCUCCAGAACCGCGUCACCGAGCUGGAAAGCGUGGACAAAAGCGCUGGGCAGGCAGUUCGCAACACAGGCUUGCUGGAGUCCCAACUGAGCCGGCAUGACCAGAUGCUGAGCGUUCACGACAUCCGCCUGGCGGAUAUGGACCUGCGGUUCCAGGUCCUCGAGACUGCCAGCUACAAUGGUGUGCUGAUAUGGAAGAUCCGGGAUUAUAAGCGCCGGAAGCAGGAGGCCGUCAUGGGGAAGACCCUGUCUCUCUACAGCCAGCCUUUCUACACUGGCUAUUUUGGCUAUAAGAUGUGCGCCAGGGUCUACCUGAACGGUGACGGGAUGGGAAAGGGGACGCACUUAUCACUGUUUUUUGUCAUUAUGCGUGGAGAGUAUGAUGCCUUGCUGCCAUGGCCAUUUAAGCAGAAAGUGACGCUCAUGUUGAUGGAUCAGGGCUCUUCUCGUCGACAUCUGGGAGACGCAUUCAAGCCUGACCCCAACAGCAGUAGCUUUAAGAAACCCACCGGAGAGAUGAAUAUCGCCUCCGGCUGCCCAGUCUUUGUGGCCCAAACUGUUCUAGAAAAUGGGACGUAUAUUAAAGAUGAUACAAUUUUUAUUAAAGUCAUAGUGGAUACUUCGGAUCUGCCUGACCCCUGACGAAUAACAGGGGCGGUGGAUUUAGCAGAAGGUAACUCCUCUGGGGGGUUUGAGCCGGUCUGUCUUCACUGAGGUCCUCAUGCUCAGAAAAGGACCUUGUGGAACGGAGGAAGCAGCAGGAGGCAGACGCGUGGCCAGAGGGAGGAGCCACACGUGAAACAGACCCCAACAUGUUUUCUGAUAGACUAGACACACUUUACUCUGAAGAAUUAUUUAUCCUUCAACGAGAUAAAUAUUGCUGCCAGAGAAGGUUUUCAUUCUCAUCUUUAAAGAUCUAGUUAAGUAAGGUGGAAAACAUAUAUGCUAAACAAAAGAAAUGUGACUUUUCUUCCUUAAACUUGAACACCAAAAAAGAAAACAAAACACCCGUGGGGAUAGCUGGACACAUCAGCAUGUUAAGUAAAAGGAGAAUUUAUGAAAUAAUAAUGCAAUUCUGAUAUAUUCAUUCUAAAAUUCAAGAGUGCAAUCUUGUUUCAAAUAUAGUAUAUUGUCUAUUUUUAAGGCCUCAUCUGGUCUCUGUUUUAAUAAUUUGUUUGUCAAAAGACCCUGAAGUAGACCUAGGUCUUUUUUUUGAAAGUCUCUAAAUUCAGAAAUCAUUUUUUAAUUUAAAGUUCUACAAAUAAUUGUUAUUGCAAACAUUUUAUUUUAAAACGUUGAGAGACUGAUAUUUCUUGGAAGAAAAUGUAAAAUAUCAAACACUGGUUAUCACUUGUGAUAGGAAAGAGAAUAUUCAACCUGCUGUUAUUUCUCGUUAGAAAUGUAAACUUCAAUAUCGUCGUAGUUAAUGACACUACUUCAAAAUUAUUACGAAAGGAACAUUGCUCAUGGAUGCUGUGCAUCAUCUCUGACUUAACACUUGUUUUCACCCUAAAAUAGGGCAUUAGUUGAACUUUGGAGUUCUAAACAAAAUCCUGUAGGUUUUUAAAAUUCUGCCCCAUGUUCAGACAAGCUCUCUGUUGCUGACAGCACCAACCUCGGUCUCCAGAGUCCAGUGUCCGGGGAUGGGCAGGUGGCUUUCUCAUUCUGUCAUACUGCUGCAUUUGGUUAGCGACCUCCGAGAGCAACAUCUUUUCUUAGCGAUGGUGGCAUACGGUACAUGUGCCUUAGAUGUGACAUGCUGCUUCUUGUCCCUGAGUUUGCAUUCAUCAUGAUUCUAGAAAGUGAUAGUUUAACCAGACUUCUCUCUCCACCGCCAGAUCUGUGUCUCUACAAGGGCCCGCAGACAACUCCGUGCCUGCCGGGGGAAGCCAGGCUCUGCGGCCACUGGAGCCUCUGCCACUUGUAUUCAGUACUUGCAGAUUCCAACUCUAGGCCUGGAAGUGCGGCUUGGCCCCACCCCAAGGGAGGCAGGUGUGGAACAGAAGCCACGCCCCUCGAUGUCCCCACUGGGCCCUGAGUGCCCACACAGCAUGAAGGAGAACCCCCUGAGCAUUCCAGAAACCACUGCUCUGGGGACGUGCCCAGGCUGGCUGACGGCAGCCUUGACUUCCCCCUGGCAGGAUGUCCCAGCCUGUGCUUGCCCAGAUGGCACUCUCAGCUCACUGUUUACGUCUCUCUGGAUGGUCCAACUGUGAUUAGAAGCCUGGAGCCCUGCCCCGGUGCCCCUUUUGCUAUGCACCACGCUUCAUGGUGCUCUUACACUGAUGGGUGCUACACGUGACGGGUGCUUCUUAGGCAAAACCAAUGUGCAAACCACCACAUCUGUGCCACUCGCCCAAAAGGCGCGCCCACAAUUGGCCAGCUGGGCCGCGCACGUCAGACUGCCUGCCUCUGGGCUCUCCCCAUAGUUGCACGGGGACAGCUGGGUUGGUGCCCGGUGGCCCACCUUGUCUUUGGUGCUGCCGUCUGUCCUGGGUGUGCCUUCGCCCCAGUGCCUGCUGGAAGUGCCCUCCUGUCGCACACCCACCCUCGCUUCCAUGAGUGAGCCCUGCCCUGCCCUUCCAUGCCGAGACUUGGCUUUUCACCUUCCUCCACUCUCCUGGAGUCAGUCAGUGGCUUUGGUUCUGCCCUGUGGUGGGGGGGGAGGGGAGGCAGUUAUCUCUGCUCAUAAGCAGGAGCCGCUGCCAGGCCCACCAUCCCCUGGGAGGUGUCCCCACCAUCCUCCAGGUCUGUUCCCAAGGGCUCUGCUCCAGAGGGCUGCCUGGCAGUCCUCACUGGCUCGGGGGGCUUCCCACAGCCAGGGGUCAACAAGGGUAUUCCCACCGCUCCCCGUCAGAACUGUCCCAGCAGGUGUGGUCUGGUAAAGGGCUUCUCGCCUUAGGUUUCAGUCCUGGUUUGGGUGUCGCCCGGGUGUCCCUCCCUGUUGUUGGGACUUUUCCAAGGCCCCUUUCCUGUGCGAUGCGGUUUCCCCACAGGUGCCCACAGAAUGACCUGAUUAACUGUUGUCCUCUGGAGUGAGGGGCUAUCCUGUCGCAGCUGCCUGUCUUAUGUCUGUCUUGUUUCUUGGUAGCAGUGGAAAAGUGGAGAGACCCAUGUCUUUGUGCUCUGUCCCUUGUAUUUAAAACAUGUGCUGGGCCUGUCUCUGGGGGAUUUGGAGAGUCAUGCUCUGUGUGGGCAUGCCUUGCAUUGCUGCAUCCCAGCGCUCCUUGGUGCCCCUUUGGUGCUUGACACCUGAGCCAGCCUUGGGCCUUCUCAGUGUGGCUGAGGCCUGGCUGGCCACUUUGCAGGGUCUUGGCCACAAGCAAGUGGUAAUCAUGCACUGUGUAUAUGUGGCUGUGCAAAAGUGGCAAAGUUCUCAGCAGGGCAGAACUGCCUGCCCUUUCAAGAAGCCUUGGCUGAGUUUGUUACAUGGCCUCCUUAAGGGAGUUCAACACAGUGUCCUGCUCCUGCUUGCCUUGUUCAGUGUCCACAUUCAUUCUGGCUCCUUCCGCCUCAGGAACACGGGCCACUGGACAGACAGCAUGUCCUGGAGGCCUAGCCUUGGUCCUUGUGAGUAGUUGUGGUUAGAGUUGUGAACAGUAUGGGACCAGGCUGGAAGUGAAGGCCUUCCCCAGCAAGGUUAAGUGGUUAGGGAGAGGAAGGUGGCCUGGGGCCCCUGGAUGGAGAAUAGACGAGUCAGCCUAGGCUGGGCCAUGCACUGUGCCAGCCUGUGGGUAAGGCAGAGGAGGUCAAAGAGAAUACAUGUGAUGUGUCAUGAGGCCUAUGAAGGACAGCAGCGCCCUACCCCAGCCUGCUGGAGCCGACAAUCUGCUGAACCCAAGCUCAGUGGUCAAGGAGGCAGGAGGGGGGUAGGGGUGGCACGGGGAAGUCAGGAGAGCCCACGUUUCAGCUCAGAUCUCUGACCCCUUCCCAGAGCAGCUUCUCCUUCAUGGAAUCACCCCAUGUUCCACUGACAGUACAAAGCUGAGUGGAGACAUUUCCUCAAGUGGCAUCUUCCUGCCCUCCCUCCUUUCUCUGUCCUGUCCCUACCAACUCCUGAGCCAGGACACUAGGGAGCUAUGGCAAGAAGCACUAUGUCUGCUCUCUGGUUAGCCUCAGCGGGGCCUGUCGACCCACCACCUCCCCACGGUCCUCUUGUGUUCCUUCUCUGACCAUCUGUAGCUGGCCUUAGUGAGGAGGACCUGAACAUAGGCACAAUUUCAUGGUGAUAGCCAGUCACCUCCCCAGACCACCCUAGUCUGCCCCAGGGUCCAUGGUCAGCUGAGGUUGGGGCUACAUGCCUGUCAUCUUGAACCUGUCAUUACUGACAUCCUGUUCUUUCAACAGUGUGUGGUGGCAGCUGCCUAUGGCAGGCCUGGCCACUGGUAGGCAACACUCAACAAAAGGAAGUGUCAGGGCAGGCCCAGCAGCAGGGUCCUGGUGAGCCAUUCCUCCCAAGAGACCAGGAGCACUGGCUCCAGCAACAAGACCCACCUCCCCUGCACACUGACAAGAGGUGUGGGGACUGUCAUGCUUAUCCAAGACCUUUCCAGCCCAGCAGGGCAGCAGUGCCACUGUUUCUGGGUCACUACAGGGUGGGUCAGCAGCCCAGGCCCCUUGCCCAGUCCCUACCUUUCUGAAAUUGCUCUGCUUGAGACACUGGAAAAGGGCUAAAUGGAACGUAAGGUACUAUUUUACUUUGAGUCCAGGUCUUUACUGACCACAUUGCAGGAGAGCUGGGGGGGAGUUCUGGGUGUGCCUUUGCAUCUUGACUGUGUAACCAGUGAGAGUCUGUCCCCAAACCUACUGCUCAGCCCAAGAUCAUGAUUCUGUCUUCCAUUUACAAAUCUCCAUUGCUGUUUUCUCCAAAGUAGAAUGUGCCCACAAGGGUCCGGAUCAGGGACGGUCAGAGUCAGCAAGUGACCUGGUCGUUACUGUCCCAUCCUGGCUGGUGCUGGUUGUCAUGGGCACCGUGGCAUCAGGAAGCCAGGUCAGUAGGGACAGUGAGGCAAGGCCAGCGCCCUGUCCCAAAGGCCUAGAAACAAUGCAGGCCAUUGUCCACUUGUGGCCCUGUGGUUGAGCAGGUUCCAGUGGCCAAGCAGAGCGCGCACCGCAUCUCCCCUUCUGCACCAUGUCUGGAGUCUUUCUUGUGAGCUUGCUAUGAAAAGGAGACUACAAGUCCAUGGUCGCUGUGCCACUCCAAAACCAGUGGUGACUCGCUCAUACCCUAGUCCCCUUAGAUAAGUAAGAUAACCUUCAACAGCAAAUUAAAUGACUUAAUUGGAAACACAAAAGCUGGCCUUACUUGAGGAUUUUCAUAAGAAAUAUCUGUAGGCGCACUGUGGUUAAAGAAGCUGGGGGUCUAUAUAGACAACUGUGGACUGUUUCUAGAACUAUUUUCUCUGAUGGUACACCUCUUGUGUUCAGUUCUGUUACCCAAAAACAAAGACCAAAGAAGGCCAAUCUCUCAUUUGACUGUCCUUUUAAUCUGCCUGUUUAAAACUUGCCGUCUGUAGUAACUGCUCGCCGUGAGGACCCAUCUUGACAGUCCAAGUGAUUGUGACCAGUGAUCCACGCCCGUGCUCCUCUCUCUUCUAAGAAAACAAAGGUAGUGUGAGUUAUUGCUCUGCAAUAAUCUGGUACUAGGAGUUAGCAACAUGUCCAAUUUCCUGAUAGCAUUAUUAUGUUUCAUAUUUUGUUUACUGUAUAUUGUGUGUGGUUUUAUUUGGUAUUUAUUUGUGUUUUGAGGUCUUGCAAUGUUUUUGUUUUCGCUGCUAAUAACUAAAGUUUGUAAGACUGUAGAAUGCAAAAUUUUGCAAUGCUCAACUGUCUAUUAGAGGAAAAUAAAGCUGAUUAAGAGUCCUGCUUCUUA
Jaculus jaculus (lesser Egyptian jerboa) is the source of this 7431-nucleotide messenger RNA. RefSeq names its product TNF receptor associated factor 3 (gene Traf3). The record is from RefSeq and is a predicted model, not a curated record. Gene Ontology annotation, cellular component: plasma membrane signaling receptor complex. Gene Ontology annotation, molecular function: zinc ion binding; tumor necrosis factor receptor binding. Gene Ontology annotation, biological process: tumor necrosis factor-mediated signaling pathway; positive regulation of JNK cascade; regulation of defense response to virus. Lineage: Eukaryota; Metazoa; Chordata; Mammalia; Rodentia; Dipodidae. Bases 498 to 2201 code for a protein of 567 amino acids. The transcript has 15 exons.